AUGGAAACAACAAGUUCGAAGAAUCAAGUACGAGAAAAUUUCGUACUUUCUGUAUGGCCUAAUAGUAGUCAUUUAACGACCAUUGAUCCUACUUGUUUAGCAGCUUCGUUAUGGCUUCGCGCUCAAGGACUUUCCUACUCAAUUGUGAAUGCCAAUCGACAAAUAUCCAUGAUAUUUGACACUUAUCCAAUGCUACAUGACGUUGCUAAUAGAAAACAUUACGUUGGAUUUGAAUCAAUUUAUGAAUAUAGCCGAACAUUGCACCCAACCGCUGACGAACUUGCUCUACUAGCAACAUUUAAACGUCUAUUUGUACCGGCUUUUAUGCAUUUACAAUGGCUAGAUGAAACCAAUAAAGCAUCCGUUCGAGCUUUAUAUCAUCAUACCAUUGGUUUACCAACUAGUUUAUUUUAUAUUCGGAAAAAAUUUUCAUCAGCUCAAACAUGGUUUGAAAUAAUUGCAAGUAAAUGUUUACAUUCAAAUGAGCAACAUAAUGCAAUUUAUGACGAUGCUGAACGAUGUUUCUCAAUUCUUGAAAAUAAAUUAAUCGAAAAUAAUCAACCAUUCAUUGGUGGCGAGAAAUUCUCUCUUAUUGAUGCUUGGGUUAGCUCUUAUCUUCUUGUACUUGUUCAUUAUACGUCAGAAAAAUCUCGAUUACGAACAUUAUUUAUUCAACAUUCACGACUUGUUGAAUAUAUUCAACGUAUAGAUGAAGAACAGUUAUCGUUAUACAAAGAACGUGAAAAUUACGAUCUUCAAUCAUCGCCUUCUCAAGAAAACUCUACUGAUCUUCUUUCUGUAUUACAUAUCAUUUCACAAGUGGUGUCUUUUUCGAUCUUCAUCUUGAUGUUAACAAAAAUUGGUGCAAAAUCUUACUCGAUUACUUCAUAA
Rotaria socialis is the source of this 891-nucleotide messenger RNA. The record is from the annotation of a GenBank genome assembly. NCBI's taxonomy places the organism in Eukaryota, Metazoa, Rotifera, Eurotatoria, Philodinida, Philodinidae.